AUGGAGGAAUGCAAAGAAGAACUGGCCUUAACUGACAUUUACAUGGCUAGAGUGAGAAUGAAAAAGAGAUUUCGGCCAACUCCAUGCCUGGUAAGUUUGUCCUGUUUUUCAAAGUUUUAUCGUAAAAUUGUAAGUCGUCUCGGUCUACGUUUUCUCUUCAUAAAGCAUUUAAGCUUGCUCAUGUGUCGAUGUAUAUGGUACGGUUAAAACAAGCUAUGUGGCUCUUGUCUGAGUAAAUAUGAUUCAGCUAGUCGAUCGUAUGGCGCGAUUUUCUGUAACCAGGAAAAAUACGACGCAACUCGCAAAAUAUCCGCGCGUAUUAUAAGUAGAACUAUUGAAUAAGGUGUGGAGUUCUCUUUUCGAUUGAGUGUCGUAAAAGCAGAGCCAAACUAAAGACAGCGCCAGUCAUAAGUUCUAGGGAAAGUACGUUUUAAAGCUAAUGAUAUCUCAAAGUUAAAACAACCAUAUUGCCUCAAGUGCGGGAAAACGCAGGCGACCAAGGCGUGAGUUUUGCAUCUGAUUGGGUUAGAGAGUGGCAUCAAUUUUCUGGACCAAUCACAGAGCAAAGUAACACAAAACUAAUGCAAUAUCGGAUUACUUUCGCAAAUUAAUUGAAAAUUGCCCGUUUUGCAACGCUUUCAAACUGAUAAGAAAGGAAACCUUUGACCAGAAUCUUUUAUGGAGCAGUAAAAAUACUAUAGUAUGAAAAUAUUAAUAUUUUCAAUUUUUACCUUGUAUUUUAACAGACGACCUGUUUUGGAGUCGACUUCGGAAUUGAUGUCCUCGUAAAAGAAGAGAAUCUUUCCCCAACCGGCAGGUACUUUUAAAGUGGAAACUAACCUACAACUCCUGAAGUGAAAUGUUCUUCACUGAAAGGAUAUUUUUAAGUUUCUUCAAUUAAUUGUUAAAAGUUACUUGUUCAAAAUUUGGUUUUGUUCUACGACGUCCUGCGAUUUUCCCAGAAAACUUGCGCCAGCUUCGAAUUCACAACCGAUCAGAUGAUAAAUUAAAAACAAUCACUAUGUAGUUUUCGGCGAUCUCCUGCGCUCCUAACCGUUCGCUAGUUUAACUACAAAUGCGUUGUUGACUAAGCGUGAGAUAAGAAUGGCUGAAUUUUUUUUUGCGUUUUUAUGGACCGAGACGAAGUCGAGGAAAUAGAAUUAAAAAAAGAAAAAGAAAAAGGCCAAUAUCCAGCCAUCUUGACUUAACAAGCUUGGUCAAUAAAAGAUUUAUGAUACAGAAAAAAAGUUUCGAUACAAUACAAAUCAAGAAUGACUUGUUUAUUUCGAGAGCCGGGAGAGAAGUCGAACUGUGUUUGUAUCACAAAAAACUCUUAAGGUUCGUUUAAUGUUAUCUUUAUUUUAACUGUCUUCUGCCGCUUUUUGCGACUCCAUCGCCGACAUUGUCCAAAAAUUACGAACUUUGUAAGUCCAUUCGACGUAAUCAUUUUCUUGUGCGGGAUCAAGCUAAGGCGGGUGAUACCAACGGGCAAGUUGGGCCCAUCAUGCUCGCUCGGAUAGCCAAUUAGAACACAGGAUUCGCUUCAUACUACCCACGGGCGCUACCGGCUGUGUAAGAAGAGUUUUUACUGACCCCUUGUGAUAUUACCUUCUGUUCUGAUUGGCCUCUGUAACAGACCUCUUGUAGGUUUUGUCAUAUUUAACUGAAAUGCGCUCCACAACUUUUUCCCUGAUAGCUCCUUUUUUUGGGAGCUUUAUCUUCAUUAGUUAAAUUAUUAUCCCUUGAUUCUUCAGUUACUUUGACAGAGCAGUUCUAAACUCUCUCCUAGUUUUACCAGAGGUAAGAAUACUAUGGCUCAGUGAAACGUAACUUAAACAGUUUUCAAUUGGUUGUAGGAAAAAGCCGGGAUUGUUUCGAUAAUUGCUUUUUCUCUUUCGCUCUAAAUAACUUGCGCUCUUUCAACAAAUUAAAUGAAAACUUACACCAAUCGCUUUUUGUUCAAUCACAUUUCCUGCCGUCUUACUCCAUUAUUUGUGUUAUCUUUAAGUUCUAAUGAAUUCUCUGUUUGUAAUUUCUCCCUUCCCAAACUGAAGAUCGUUGCUGAUAAACAGUUAUGAUAAAUUUUCAAUCGUAGAAGUUAUGCAGAACUAAUAGCUCUAUCUUCAAGCAUAAUUUGAUCUUCAUCUAAAAGAAACCCCUUUUUGCAUGAAAUUAAUCACUUCUCGAGCUGAGGCUUAUUUUGGCGAGAAAAAAGACACUCUUUACCACUUUAAUUUCGCUUUUACAUCUAGAAGUCAAUCAUUUCUUCGAAAAUAUCACGAUUACUUAAUUAUACUAAUAUAUAAUAUUUAUUAUACCUGUCGGAUACAACGUGCGCAAUGAUUGGUCGAUUUAUCGAGCCGUAUUUCCCUGUACGGCCCUCUAAAUUCAAAGAUUUGUUUAAAUUGAAAUUUCCCCCCUCGAUUUUAACCCACAGAUAAAACAAAUAACCUACUAACAUCGUUUUCUUGAUUCGUACUGUAAGUUACGGAACCUAGUUUUUUCGCUCGAAUUUAUGGCCCGCGUCCAUAACUAAGUACGGACCUUGAACUCGGUUAAUAAGAGGGUUAUGUAGACCCUAGCAUGACGCCAUUUCUCUCCUCUCUCUCUCUCUGUUUACAUGCAGGAUCAGAAACGUCGAGGAGUUAUCACAGCAUCAGAAUGUAGGCCCUUCAUCCGAGCACUGUUCUAUUACGGGCCCAAACUCGGGAUACCCGUGACCGUAGUAGUACCUCUAGGAAGUGAAAUUCAGCAACAAUUGUUGAGCAAACCUGGAAAGAACAUUGUGAGCUGCGGGAGUGAUUUAGAUGAGGUAUCAAAAGUAUCCAUGGGUACUGAACUUAAUCAUUAAACAAAACUAUUCACCAAGGCUUUAAUUUGAAGAGGCAAGUCUUUAAACGGUUAUUGAACGUUAUAGUAAAGUGAACAAGCAUUUGAAAAGAAAAAAAAAAGCAGCAACAUCAACACCAACGACAACAAACGAAUAAGCGAACGGACAAUACGAUUAUUUGGUUCACAAAACGUGUUUCGAAUUCCUUUUUUCAGUUGCGAAAAUCUUAUAUUCAGUUUGAAUUUGACUGCGCAAUAAUACUAUAAAAUUCCUAUUUUUAAAUUGUCAAAUAAAUCAAACGAAAUUAAAAUCGGUUUAUUUACUCACGCACAGCUAAGAAUAGCUGAAACAGAAGCAAAAGUGGCUUAAUAACAACGAAAUAAAAACCACUUUAAGUAAAAACAAUCGGGCUUUGUUGAAAGAAUGAGUCCUAAGGCGUUUGCGCGCUUUUUGAUUUAAGCUUUCCUGGUUGAUAAUGAACAUGAAAAAAUUUCGCGCUUCUGAUUGGCUGAAAACAAGUGCAGUCUCUAAAACACAUGUGCAAAAUUGUAACACGAGUGAAAAUUGCAAAUAGCGCGCGCGCACGCUUUCAAAAUUUCCUCUGUCACGCUUUUCGGUGAUGUUGUUUCAUUCUUUAAAUUAUCAACGAGUAAUAACAUGAUCUCUCUCGCAAUUUGGUGUAAUAAGCACUUGCAAAUUUUUCAAAGACUAUAAAUUGCACUCGCCCUACGGGUUUGUGCAAUUUUGAUGUCUGUGAAAAAAAUUACUCGUGCUUAUUAACACCAAAUUGCGAGAGAAAUUAUGUCAAUACCUAUACAAAUUUUACUUUAAUUCUUUAAAUUAUUUAGGCAAAAAGAUGCGCAGAGGAACUUAGAAGAGGAGUAAGACUGGAAUAUAUAGAUAGGUAGGUAAUAAAAAGGAAUAUCAAAGCCGACAGAAUUGCAGGCCUCCAGACUCAUAGGUAUGUCAAUACUACGAGUGAUAAGCUAAUAAAUAGCCGCGGGUGGCGUGGAGAUUAGUGUUGCCGUUAAUUACGAUUUCAAAAUUUAAGAGGAUUAAUAUUCCUUUUAUUAGAAUUUAUAACGCAGACGUCUUGGUAAGAGAUAGUCAUUUUCGUCUAAAACUACAGAUAGCUUUCAUGGAAUCGAUAUUUCCGAGCACACGUUCUGACUGCACCUGAGUGCUCUCUCGUUUUCUUUCGGCAAUUAUAAAUACACAUUGCUUGUAUAAUCCCUUUGAAACUUUUUUUUGUUAUGAGUCCUGUUUAUACAACAUUGUAUUUAAAGAAAAAUUCAGGAUUAUCGUCAAUCCUUUUACAAAUCCACUUACAAUUAUUCAUUUUCUUAGUGACCAAAGCCUCACCAUGCUAGCUGGCCUGGGUACCCUGGGGCUCGAGAUCUUAGAACAAUGUGACUGUAACUUGGACGCAGUUGUCGUUCCUGGGAGUGACACAAACCUUCUUAGAGCGCUAAGAUAUUCUAUAAAAAGGAUUUUCCCUCAAAUUAAAGUAAUG
Pocillopora meandrina is the source of this 4343-nucleotide messenger RNA. NCBI's taxonomy places the organism in Eukaryota, Metazoa, Cnidaria, Anthozoa, Scleractinia, Pocilloporidae. The record is from the annotation of a GenBank genome assembly.